AAGACGGCAGGUGUAUCUUUCUGAAGCUUCUUUUGAAAACAGGAUGAUUAUUUGGAAGGGACAAAUAGUUGUUCAGUCCAGUCGGUCUUUGCAUUAAAGAAAUUUGCAUGUGGCAUGUGCCUUUGAUUUAUUCACAGUGCUGCAGACAUAAAUCGAAUUGGAGGACCAGUUUUCUUUUAAUAGCAAAAAAGGGAACAUCAAAUAAGAUUGAAAAAAAACCACAAGAAUAUAUAUGAUAUCUAUGAUCAUCAUGCCAGCCUCCAGGUCUGGAACUAGCUGCGAUUACUGGAUAGAUGGAUCUCACAGAGAGAUAGCCUUUGAAGAUUACUAUACAGUGGCACAGGAAUUGGGAAGGGGUGCCACAUCUGUUGUGUACAGAUGUCAAGAAAAACAAACCCAGAAACAAUAUGCUGCAAAAGUCCUGCAGAAAACUAUUGAUAAGAAGAUUGCAAGGACUGAAAUUGGAGUUUUGAUACGACUUUCUCACCCAAAUAUAAUUAAACUAAAGGAAAUCUUUGAGACUCCUGCAGAGAUCAUCCUGAUCCUGGAACUGGUGACUGGUGGGGAACUUUUUGACAGGAUUGUAGAGAAAGGAUAUUACAGUGAGAGGGAUGCAGCUCAUGCUGUUAAACAAAUUCUGGAAGCUGUUGCGUAUUUACAUGAGAAUGGAGUGGUCCAUCGAGACCUUAAACCAGAAAACCUUCUAUAUGCAGAUCUAUCAUCAGAAGCACCACUGAAAAUAGCUGACUUUGGUCUAUCCAAAAUUCUGAACGAGCAGGUUACCAUGAAGACAGUCUGUGGGACUCCUGGAUAUUGUGCACCUGAGAUCCUACGAGGCUGCACCUACGGGCCCGAGGUGGAUAUGUGGUCUGUUGGAGUCAUAACUUACAUCUUACUAUGUGGGUUUGAACCAUUUUUUGAUGCAAGGGGUGACCAGUAUAUGUACAGCAGGAUCUUGAACUGUGACUAUGAAUUUGUCUCCCCCUGGUGGGAUGAUGUGUCUCUAAAUGCAAAAGAUCUGGUCAGAAAACUGAUAGUGCAAGAUCCACAGAAACGGUUAACAGUUCAUCAGGCCUUGCAACACCCUUGGGUGACUGGGAAAGCAGCUAAUAUAGCUCAUAUGGACAACGCUCAGAAGAAAAUGCAAGAAUUUAAUGCGAGGCGCAAACUUAAAGCAGCUGUUAAGGCUGUAGUAGCCUCAAGCCGACUGGGAAAUGCCAGCAAUCACACCCACAGCAAUCACGACAGCGUGAAAGGAAGACACAAUUCUUGUUCCAUCCAAGAGCAGAAUACAGAAAAGGAAAAUGGGCAAGAUUCAUAGCUAAGCUUUUGCAGUUGGUUCCCAAAGACUAUCUUCCUCAUAGAAGAUACGCAAAGAAUGCUGGCAAUGUUCAAUAGCUCAGAACUUUCUUUCCUGGAUUAAUGAUGAUAACAUAUUUUGCAAAAAAAAGAAUUCUGUAAAGUAUGUUCCACGUCAUCUUGUAGUGGAAUGAAUAUGGCAGAUCUUCAAAUCACGUGGGAAGAUUUUAUAUAUAUAUAUAUAUAUUUAUAGUAUUUUAUGUUGUAGUACUCUAUGUAGACUGAUAAUGGUGUAAACUAAUCUAGGAUCACUGCAGUUUUAAAAUACGCAACACAGCAUUUGUAUCCAACCUUCAUUCAGUCCAUUUAUUGGAUAUAAUGUCCACUCUAGUUAAUUUUCAUGGCAGAUGCUUUGACUCACAGGCAAAUGGCAUACAUUGAUUUAAGCAAUUUAAAGGAAAAGGAAACAUGGCCUAUAUCACAAAGCAAUGAAGAUGUUUACUGGGUCAUGUGAAAAUCCUCAGUUCAUCCAAAGAUUUUGAAUGAAUGGAUGUAACAAAAUAAUAAAAGUAGACCAGAGCAGAACAUACAAAACAAUAUUAUACUCCUUUUUUUAAUUAUAAAUUUGCUUUCAUCUAAUAAAUAGGGUACAGUGACAAUGAAAGUAUUAGAUAUCCAAAAUAACAACAAAUAUAGUUGGAAAUCCAUGGUGGGUCAGUACACACUUGAAAAAGAAAGGCAGGCUAUUAUCAGUUAUUCAGUUUUCCCUGUUCUCUCUAGUUCCACAUUACUAAUAUUCUAAAAAUGAACCCCGUGUCCUCUAGAAUCAAGAAUAUACUGCUGUUCAAUACGUAUACAAUAAGAAUGGCCAAGGGACCGUAACGGUAAGUCACUUAAUUGUGUUAGUGUAUCCUGCUAUAUUAUACUUGCUCCAUGCCAUUUCUCUCAUCUUCUGAAAGACUAGAUGAAAAGCAUGCCAGUGAAAUAAGAGCAGUAGUACAAUUAAUUUCAUGACUGCACAUAAUACCAUGAAAAUGUCAACUCUUAUUUAUUUCUUAUCCCUCUUUGAAAUAUCAAAACUGUGCCUAGGAUUUGAGCCUCUCUUCACUUUAUUAUUGUCUUAGGAAAGUGUUUGUUUGUUUCAUUGUUUGAAACUCAAACUUAGCAAUGGAGUCAUAUUUUGUACCCAGAGAUAGAGAAAAGAAAAUCCAAAAGCUUCAUCUCAACUCUUCUCCCAGCUUUCUGCCAGUAUUUAAUCAUAAAACUAUGAAUGAAGAAUAACUUGAUAUGGCUCCCAUGGUAGCUAAUUUAUCUGGUUAGCCACUUGCUGUACCCAAUCCAUAAAAGCAAUCUGACAUUACACAUACAAAUAUUUUGAAGAAACUCUACCUGCCACUGCUAUAUUACUGCCAAGAGAUGGAUGCAGCUACUUUCCACCUGAAAAGAUAAUACAUUUGGUGGAUUCAGUGAGGCGGCAGAUUCUGAGUAACAGUCAGAGAGACAGGUGUCAGUGCUCCCAUUACCUCCCCAGCUCAAGUUCCAAAUUCAGCCCGAAGGUACUGUCUCUCUCUCUCACCAUUCAUGAGAUGCCAUGUAGCCACACUAUUUAAUGGCCAGUACUACUUUCACUGCCUCUGCCCUGCUCCUGGAUUCUCCAUUCCAGGCUCCUUUAGACAUGUGUAAAUUCAGUUUCUAUAGGGCCACCUGUGCAUGUGAUAUCAUUAUGCACAGAAUGGUGUGAAAUCAACUGCUUGUGCUGAUGCAUCCUGGCCGAAGGCCAUGAUAUUGCCAAUACAUGACAUCACCAGGUCUGUUUACAUAUGCCCAGACAGUCAUUUUGAUAGCCAUCUUUGUGUUCAGGCCAAUAACUCUGAAAUAUUUAAUGGAAUUUUUGGGAUACACUAAUGAAGCACCCAUCAGUUAUCUUGGGUAGAAUCUUGCAGGAACCCAAACGACGUGCACAAUGGUGAGAAAUAUGGCAGAAUCAUACAAGAAAUUCAGCAAAGCCUCUUUCAGCGUUGGGAACAACUCAUUAUAUAUUUUAACUAACUUGCAAGCAUCAAGGUAAGAAUUUUGCUCAGCAGCAGCAAGCUGUCAAUUCAGGAGGAUUGUUGCUUGUUAACACGUUACAAGCAAUGUAUUCGCAUAGAUAGAGGAUUGGUUAACUAACAGGAAAGAAAGAGUGGGGAUAAAUGAGUGCUUUUCUGGUUGGCGAUCAGUGAGUAGUGGAGUACCUAAGGGAUCAACAUUGGGACCACAAUUGUUUACAAUUUACAUAGAUGAUUUGGAGUUGGGGACCACGUGUAGUAUGUCAAAGUUUGCAGAUAACACUAAGAUAAGUGGUAGAGCAGAGUGUACAGAGGACUCUGAAAACUUGCAUAUGGAUACAAAUAGUUUAAGUGAGUAGGCAAAAGUCUGGCAAAUGGAGGGCAAUGUUGAUAAAUGUGAACAAGGUCAGAAAUCACAUGACACAAUAGUCCAACAGGUGUAUUUGAAAAUACAAGUUUAAUUGCAGCAUGCUGCUAUGCAGAGGGGCCUACUACCCUUGUGCAUGAAUCACAGAAGGUUGGUUUGUCGGUGCAACAGGUAAAUAAGAAGGGAAAUGGAAUUUUGUCCUUCAUUGCUAGAGGGAUUGAGUUUAAAAGCAAGGAGAUUAUAUUUCAGCUGUAUAGGGUACUGGUGAGGCUACACCUGGAGUUUGUGUGCAGUUUUGGUCUCCUUACAUCAGAAAGAAUGAACUGGCACUACUGGAAUGCACAAGUGAUUCACUAAGUUGAUCCCAGAGUUGAGAGGGUUGAUGUCUGAGGAAAGACUGAGUAAACUGGGAUUAUGUUCAUUGGAAUUUAGAAGAAUGAGUAGGAACCUAUGGAAACAUAUAAAAUUAUGAAAGGAAUAGAUAAGAAAGAAGCAGGGAGGAUGUUUCCACUGGCGGGUGAAACUAGAACAAGAGGGCUUAGCCUCAGAAUUAGGGGAACAGGUUUAGGAUUGAAUUGAGGAGGAACAUCUUCACCCAAUGGGUUCUAAAUCUGUGGAGGUCCCUGCCCAGUGAACAGGUUGAGACUUCUUCAUUGAAUGUGUUUUUUUAAAGCUAAAAUAGAUAAAAUUUUGAACAGCAAAGGAAUUUAUAGUAGAGGGUGGAUAAGUGGAGCUGAGGCCAUGGAAAAAUCGGCCAUGAUCUUACUGAAUGUUGAAGUGGGCUCUAAGGGCCAGAUGGGCUAUUCUUGUUCCUGGUUCUUCUGUCCUUAUGUAACACCAUAUUUAUUAACACCUUAUUAAUUGCACAUCUCACCUUAUUAAUAUGCAGAAUCUACUGUACCAUCUGCGAUGAGCAAACUUGAUGCCAAGAAUUCUUGACAUGGAAGUCAGGCCAAGCACUUGGCAACUUCAGCUCACCACUUGCUUCAUAGGAUCUCCAUUUUGGACAUCAUACACUAACAUCUCAGGCCACUUUCCAUGGGCACUGGCUUCACAUGCCCCACAUUCAGGGAUAUUGGCUUCUGGCUAGCAGCCUCUAAGAACCUUUGUGGCACACUUCCAAUUCACUUACAGUUCAUAUCUGCAAUUCAAUGCUGCACUUCAGAACACAAUGGCAAGCCGUCAUUGUAAUGCAACAAGGACAUUCCAUGACCUGGCACAUGCAUCCAUCUCAUGAACAGGGCCAGGAUGCAUCUCUAGAUGGUUCACUUAGCAUUCAUUCAGUAAGUGCCUACCUGGAUGCUCACAGCAUCCCUUCCUUGCUUGUCCUUGCCUUUUUGUUCCUUGCCUCUCAGCUACAGAUAUCUGUGACAAUAAAACUAAUUCUAAUUCAGGUUCACAAUACUGCUGCAUUGUCAGAUUCCUCAGUAAAGACAAGGAGGAUAGCCUUUGGUCAGAGUGUCCUGGUCCAGUAAGUCAUGGGCAACUUCCAAUACCAAUUACAGGCUUGGACAUGGUCAGUCGGUUGCUCAAGGUAGUCAAAGUCAGGAUUCUCUCCUCAUAAGGGGUGAGGAACUGAAUAUGAGGCAGUUCACCACCUGUGUUGUGUCUUUCUCCUCUAUUGUGGACUGUUUUUCAUCCUGUAAUGAGAGAAGGAGCUAUUAAAAAAGAUGGAAGUAAGUGCACAGUUGCAACUUUUGGUAUAGGUGGGAAUGUGUCCCAAUCAAGUUGGGCAGCACAGAGGGCAGGCAUGGGUAAGUGCUUCAGGGUUUGGCAUAGGUGACAGCAAAUGAGGGAAGAUGUUGCAAGCAAUAGAGUGUGUUAGAGCAUAAGACUUGGUGGGACGUGGGUAUAGUAGCAGAACUUAUGCUGGCAGAGUAGAGAAGGUAUUUGCCUUCUUCCUACAUUGCUGUGCAUUACACCAGGUCGCAACCUUGAACCUCAUCAGUACUGUCUGGUGUUGUGUCCUCCACUGCAAAGGCAUCCCACCGCUGCACCACCCAUUUAGCAGGUACUCCAGGUCUGUGCCCAGAAAAUCGGGACACCGAUUCUGCCUUCUCUGCCAUAUCCAGAAAUCUUGCAGGGCAGCUCCAGAGUAAUAUUGUUUGUCCAGGGAUACAAUGGUCUUUAAAAAUGGUAUUGUUACCAGGGAUGCCACGAACAACUGGGAUGUCCUGGGACUAGUGAGCUAUUCUAGGAAUGGCAUGUGGUAGAAUGGGGCAAGAACUCAACGAGAGAGGCACCAUAGGGGAAGGUAGGUAAUUAAAUGAGGUGAGUUUUGUGAGAUGCAGUAAGAAAAACCUCAUGGACAAUAACCCCCCAUGAAAACUCAACAAACCCAGCAGCCAAAAAAAAUUCAGACCAACAUAAUAGUUAUGAUGAUUAAUCUGCUUCCCUGAGGGAAAGCUGAUCAAACUUCCUUAAUUUGUUCAGUGACUUGUGUUUUGCUAACAUGGGAAUUAAUUGACUCUAUCUUGAAUAUAACUGUCUGGCAAAGACAGUUUAUAACAUAUCAAAAAUUAAUUCCAGGCCAACCAGGUGAAAAUUUUGAAAUAAGUUAACAUUUCAUUAAAAAUCUUUGACAGCAGAUCAAUCUUUCUUUCAUAUACUGGUUGACCCACUGUACAUUUUCCUGCUGAACAUAUUGUCAGCUUGUUUCUGCCAUCAGCACACAAUUACAUUAAAAAUAAUGAGAAAGUUGUUUUUAUGUGCAUUGGACCAAAUGACUCUUGACAAGAUGUGGCAAUUAAUUUUCAGUUUUAAGAAAUUAAAUUGUUAUUGUUUUGGUCUUUAUAAACAUUUAAAUAUAACAUCAGUAAAUUAAACAGAUGUGUAAAUCAUUAGGAAAAUUACAACAUGAUGAUCUAGGAAUAUACAUAUAGCUAGUGAUUGCAUAUAAGGUCACGUCUUCAUUUAAGUUAGAGUUAAAAAUAUGCUUUUGCUAUUUAUCAAUAAAUGCAAAUCUUUGCUUAACAUACUGUUCUCUCAUAGACAUGUUUGAAACUGAACUUUUCGAAUACUAUGUUUUUUAUAAACUCAUUUCCUAUGGUAUUUGAUCUGAUGUUCAAUGAAACCCAUCUCUUACAGCUGUACAAUAUGUUAAAACUUACUUAAGGAAAGCUUGUGGUGUAUGAUUUAUAUUCCAGUUAUAUUGGUCAUGUUUAAUCAGUUAGUCUAAUGACAUAAAUCAUACAGAGCUUCAUAAUCUAAUAUUUAUAUAUAGUGUGUGUGUGUACAUGAGACAGGGUGGGGAAUGGAGCAGGGAUGGGAGAGAAGUGGUGAGAAACUAAUUUCCCUUUGCAUGUGCUGACUUAUAUAGACAAUAACCAUCAGAAAUAAGUAUUAUCUGUGUUAAUGGACUAAAAUGUAGGUGAUGCUUGUGCAGUCAAGAAUAAAUGUGUCCUUGCAUACAAAAUGCACUAGUAAAAGUUCACCCGAAACCUCUGCCUUAAAAUACAGUCAAAUUCAUGAAUUACAUUUGAUAACAUCAGAUAUGUAGCCUAUGUCCAAAAAAGCCAACAUUCUCAAGAAUAUAUUUUUCACAGGUUACAGAAAUUUGGCAGUACACAGUAAGCUACAGAUCCAAUAAGUGUCACAAAGCACAUCAAAGCCAUUCAAACCUCAAAUGGGCUCAAAUAUAACUGAAGCAUUGAGAAGUUCAGAAGAUACAAGGGUUUCACUUUAGAGGAAACGGUAUUCUACUUUUUAGCAAAGUAGUCCUAAUGUACAUUUUGGGUUUUUGAUGUUCUGGUGGAUGAUGUGGGGAGUAUCUGAAAAACUUCAUACCUUGAGGAAUACAAUAAAAUUCAGUAUGAUAUGCUUCCCCUUAACAAUAAUGUAUGCCUUAUGCAAAAAGUUAGUUAAUGUAAAUAAUUAGCAGAGAGCCUGGUAUGAGUAGAGAAUAUUAAUAGAUGAAAAUAUUUACUUAUAUGUAGAAUGCUUUAUAAAUUCCACAACUAUGCCUUUGGUUAUUAAACAAAUUACAAUGUAUUUCUUCCCAACUAGUUAACAUGCUAACAUUGAAAAAAUUGAUUUUCUAAAUGUAGUGACUGUUGCAUUUCAAGUUUUAGGGAAAAAUGGAAAUAGUGUGAUAGGAUUUAUUAUAAUUUUGUCAAAUCAGUUAUUCUCUGUCAUGCUACAUGAAGCAAACAGAUAAUGUAAUAUGAAUUUCAGAUUAUCUGUAGGACUUCAAAGGAUAUUAAGAUCAUUUUUGACAUAUUAUACAUAUUUAUAAUUGAUAAUGGCUUUUUAAACGGAGAAUGAUCUAUAUGGCAUUAUGCAUUACUUAUGUGUGAAGAAUCCUUUUGCUAGUCUGUUGCGCAAGACUUCCAGUAUAUUGUGUAGAAGAUAUAUUUAUCUCGUGAACAGCAAUCUUUUUUAACUGCAGUAUUCUUUAGGCAAUAUGCAGUUGAUUGUAUCUUACAGUAACUCUAUCUAAUUUAGUAAAAAGCAGUAUUUUUGACUAUAAAACAGUACUGUUACAUUUCAACAAACACACAAAAUGCAGCUAAAAAUUGUUGAAUGUUUUACUACAAAGUGAAAAUUGCAAGAUUAUAGUUCUGCUUCAAAUAUUGUUUUGUUUCAUAAGCUUUCUAUUACAGAUGAUGUUAUUUUUAUUUCACCUCUGUUUCUGAAAUAUAUGUGUUAUUCCAUAAACAUGCGAGGUACCUGUGUUUAAAAGAAUUCCAGAUAGUGGUACUCUGUUCCUUUAAUGGUUCAUGGAUCAGGAGCCAAAUGCAACAAUAUGAAAUCAGCUGCAAAUGUUACUGUCAUCUAUACUCGUGAAUAAAAAUUACAAAAUAAGA
Molecule: messenger RNA, 8519 nt
Organism: Stegostoma tigrinum
Lineage: Eukaryota; Metazoa; Chordata; Chondrichthyes; Orectolobiformes; Stegostomatidae
Product: calcium/calmodulin-dependent protein kinase type IV-like
Exons: 11
Coding region: 233-1321 (362 amino acids)
Biological process (GO): protein phosphorylation
Molecular function (GO): calcium/calmodulin-dependent protein kinase activity; calmodulin binding; ATP binding
Source: RefSeq, a predicted model, not a curated record